UGAACAUCAGUACGAGAAAUGAAAUCCGGAAGUAAAUGAAAACACGGAUUGCCGAAAUUGCUUUGCAAUUGCACAAGUGCACACAAACAUCAGUGCAAUUUCGUAUGAGAAAAUGAAACGCGGAAGUAAAUUCAUCUAGUGGACGCUGCUUAAACUAGGAAUGACUAUAAUUGCUUGCAACAACACAAGUGCGUGCGAACGUCAAUGCAAUUCCUUACGAGAAAAUGAAACGCUGAAGUCCGGAAUGCAUUGGUUUAUGUUAGGAAAUGAAACUACAGUCAACUUUUUUUUUACAUGUGGUAACCUCUCGGUAACCUGAACGACCGUUAUCAAUUUAUUUCGAUGCCUGGGUAAUGGUGUAAUUUUUUACGUGAAAUUGAUGCCAAACACGUGUAAACACAUAACCAGAAUAACUGCUAGUACUUAGCAGACGUAAAGUUACAAUGUUUAGUGAAAUGGGCCCUUCAUUAGUCUGAUAUAUCUCGGAUAUUAUCAGCCGAGCAGAUGUAUCAGACUGAGGUAUACACUGAGGUUGACUGUCCAGAGUACACGUCCAUUCGAAUACUAGACAGACAUUUGGACUAUUAUAACCACUAUGUACCGCAAGAGAUAAUGCCACAUUUUUGCUAGCCAGAGUACUCUUGACUGUAAGAGAGCUAGACAGACAUUUGGACAGUUAUUAGCCCUUACAGUCGGAGACAAAGCUAUAUAAUUUCUUUUUAACCAAACGGUAGUCAAAGAUUCCCACCGAUCAUGUGACUCUACAUAACAAUAUAGGUCAGCAAGCUUGUGAAUACCUGCGUCAGAGUUGGCCGAAGCUUAGCAGAAUGCGGGUGCUAUCUUUCUGUAGUAUUUUGCCAGAUGAAAGAUGUGUGAUGUGUUGUGGUGAUGAGUUGAGUAGACUCCAUAAACCAAACACAGGCCUCCAAAACGGUCACAAUGGUGUCUUUGACAUUUCCAAGCUAUUUCGUAGCAAGAUGGUAAAUCUGAGCAAAUGACAUCCAGCAAAACUGUUAAGUCAUAAUAUACAUGUAUCUGAGCACACAUUUGUGGUGUUUCCUUUUUAACAUUCACACUGUCCAUGAAGGGACAUUCUGUGAUCGACCAAAUGAAGACUAAAAACUUUUACAUCAUUCUGUUGUUCAUCGCAGCAACCAGUGUUUCACUGUGGCUCUUUAGCUACCCAUCGUCAAGUUUCCGUGUCAUGGUAAGCAAGACACACAAACAGAUCAACAACAUCAAGUAUCUGCCGUCGAACAUUGAAGAUGUACGGGAACUCACGGUUGAUCCACUGUACCUACAUGCUUUAGGUUUCACCAAGCAAUUGACUGAGGAAAACACUGACAGCAGUGCUAACAUGCCAGUAAUUGCUACCGCUGUGGAGCCAGGAAAAUUUGAGGAAUCAGUACACUUGAUGAGAUCUGUCCAAAAACAUCUUCCAUCCAGUCACAUGGUUAUUUUUGAUUUGGGCUUAUCAAAGAGCCAAAAGAUAAUGCUAGGAAAACAGUGCAAUAGCACAUGGCACUGCUCAGUACGAUUACUAAGGUUUGACAAGUUGCCAUCUCAUGUGCAAUACCUGGAGAGUAAAAGCUAUAGACCAAUCUGCAUUCAGAAAAUUCUCAAUGACUUUGGUGCAGUAAUCUGGACAGAUACUUCCCAAUAUUUUGCUAGUUCAGGUCUAAACCAGAGCCUCAUUGACCAGGCUAAAAAAGUGGGACUUGUUGCUUGGACCAUAGUAGACUCCACAUCAUCUCUCACUCAUCCCAAGAUGUUUCAGUAUUUUAAAACAAAACAAGAGGAGUUUUAUUUUCACAGAGCAAUUGAAGCUAGUCAUCUGAUCAUAUACAACACCAAAAGCAUCCAUGAGAAACUGAUGUUGCCGUGGGUGAAAUGUGCAUUGUUAGAAGAUUGUAUCAGUCCCACUGGGGCACAAAAUGUUGGUUGCAAUCAUUUCCGAAAACCAUUGUUUCGCUACUCGGGGUGUCAUCAUUAUGACAUGUCGGCGCUGAACAUCAUUCUGGGCAUUGUAUUUGACUUCCGAGUGGAAACGUACACCACUAAGCUUAAAGUGUUUGACACACUGAACAAGUACAAGAACAAUUCAACCACACCUGGCUUGAUGGCUGCACGGUUAGCUCACUAGCGGUUCGAUGUUCUAAAAUCAUGGAUCAAACACACCUCAAUUUUGUAGGAAUUGUUGUUUUAACAACACUAGAAAAAUGAUCCUGUCAUUGUUUUUUAACAGACGCUCAAAAUCCAGAUGUUUUAUUACUAUAUGUAGUAAUUUUCUUAUCCUGUUAUGUGUUAAGCGUAGCUUAAGCACACUCAGUUUAAUCUGAUGAUCUGUUAUGGGGCUGUUAACAAUCAUGAGCAUUUUCAUAAAAGUACAAACUGUAAGCUGGUUUUAGUGAGGCAUUAAUGCCAGUGUAUGCCUUUGAAUGGAAUAAAAAAAGAUCCCUUGCAAAAUCAAUACUGUUGGGGAGAGGGAUAAUGAAAAGUAGUACUCUUCAUACACUUGUAAAAAUGAUGACAUUUGUAAAUGGCCCCUUAGUAAUAAUGCUUAGUCUUUUUAUAGAGCCGGCUCCGCAGGGCCUGUAACACAAAUAACAGCAGACCUCCUUCCCAGGAUAUAUAUUUUGCAACCUCCUCGGGGACAGGAAAAAUUACCUGGGGAAAAUAAAUGUACACAUCACUGCGGGGCCUGUAGUAUGUGCUACUAGGAUAAACUGGUUUGUCUUUUUGUCUUAGUUUGUUAGGAGCCACAAAAACAUGUAAACUAGAGUACCUUGAUUAAUUAAGUACGAAUCAUGCAGUGGUUUGUCCAGGACAAACACUAACAAAACUUUGAUUUGUACUAUUGCCUUCUGGGUCAUUCCAUUUCACAUCAGCAAAUGCCCCACACACUUUGAUUUCAGACUUGCUUCAAAUUUGUACCAAAUAUUCCCCAAUUAUCUACACGAUUAAAUCUGAAAUAUGGGCCCUGUAUUCCAAGUAGUUAAUGAGAAAAUUAUGCAUAAUUUCCCAAGAAGGACUUCUAUAUGGAUAAUGGAAUUUGGUACACAUAAUAAACUACAUACCAUAAAUUGAGACCAUUUUCAGGAUUUUUAAAGAAUACCUACAGUACGGGUUUUUUCCCAUUGAAAUUGGCACCAAAACUACUUUUUUCCCCCUGAUUUCAAAAGGAUGUUCCAUAAUUAAUCAUCAUAUAGGUGUAAUAUUUAAGAUUUAUAUAGCAACUAGGGUGGACUUGACCGGGAAAAAAAGUUUAAUGUGUGUAUGGUAAUGAAUGUAAAACCGUGUUUUAAUAUCUCGAAAAUGGCGACUUGUAAAAUAAAAUGGCAUUUUAAAAUCAUCUUCGUGCUCAUAGAAAAUUUCACGUCUGUGUACAUUAUUUCCUCAUUUAAUGGGACUUCAAAUAUAGCAUAAAAAUGAUAAUGGCCAUUUUCGAUCUCAAUUUAACGCAUACCACGGUUAGCAAAACAACCUUUUCUUAAAAACUACUUGGAAUAUAGAGCCCAAAUUUCUAAUUUAUUCCUAUGGAUGACCGAGAAUUAUUUUAUAUAAAUUUCAAGUGUGGACAACCUUAAGAAGUGGUUCAUUUGAGAUUGAUUGACUCCUCUAUCUCAUUACAUUUAUUGAAUGUUUGGCACAACAUGUCACUGCAAACACUCAUCCUUCUAAACAUGCCUUUGAUGUUUAUACGUGAAAUUGUGUCUACUGUUAGCAUAUUUUCAUUUCAAAACAAUGCACAGAAAUUCUGUUGCAGGUAAUUUUGUGUAAUGACAUUGGAAAAAUAGAUUUUCUAAUACUGGGCAUCUAGAAUUUUUAUAAAAUCCACUAGCCAUGGGAUCAGUAAUUUUAAAAAUUUACUAGCCAUGAUUAAAAAAUUCACUAGCCCUACUUUACUUUUAAGUUAAUACAAUUUUACUAAAUAAUAGUAAUAAUCAGAUUAACAUGGUGUAGAGUGACAAAAUCGACUUAACUGCAACAUUUGACUUUGUUUUCACUAGCCGUCGGGCAUGACAAUAGUAGUUAUUUACUAGCCCAACAUUGAAUAUAACAGCCAUGGGAGUGGGGCUACCAUAAUCUAGAAGCCCUGCGGAGACUAAUAAUUUACCAGAACAGAAGAUAUGCUUAUUGUAAAUUUGUGUUUCCAAAUAAGGUACACUUGCUUAAAUUUGUAUUUUAUGUAUUUUACAGAUAAAUGUUAUAAUUCAGUGCAUAUGUUUAAAUUAAAAUGUUGGUGUUUUGGUAUCUAAUCUUAUUGUUUGUAUUGGUUAAAAACAGUUUGAUACGAAAUGCUUUGUAAGAAUAACAUCAGGUUUUCUUACCACAUGUAACAAAGACAUGCUGGACUGAAGGCAUUCACAGUACAUGUAAAUAUAAAAUUCAAUAAAUUUACAAUCUGUAUUAUUGUUCAGCUUAGAAAAGUAACCAGGGUUAUUAAAUUCAACCUGUGAUCUCUUAUUUUACAUAACCAGCACCUUGGAAGAUAAAUGAUUAGUCUAUAAUACAACACAUGAUCACUCUUUAAAUUUAAUUUCUGCUGUAAAAAUGUGAAACUUUUAACUAUUGUUCCAAUUGGAAGGAAUAAUUGUAAAGCGAUGGUGAGUAUGUUGUGUAAUGUGAUUGGUUAAUUACAUGGUUUAGCAGGCAUAAAGGAGACAGAAACACCUGCAAAUCUAGAGGUGUCAUUAGAAAGUGGGACAGGCCAAGUUAACUGUUCACAGGUCUAUGGUUAGAUUUUAGCCAAAUCUUUAUUUAUAAAAUACCAGGUAUUCAGUUGAUAAUAACUACGGUACAUGUAGUUUUGUGGGAAAACACUACAAUUUACAAUGGACAUAACCAUAUGGAAUUAUUAGAUUUGUGGGUUAUUGUCUGUUUGAUGGCCGGAAUUAUGUCAUGUUUUACCAAAAGCUAAUGCUAAUGCCUUCAGUCAGAAAUGAUAUUUGUAGGCAUCAAAUAGGGAAUAACAUUAAAUUUUGCAAAUCUAAAAACGUAUAUAGUUAUCUCCUAAAUGUAGUUUUUAUGGCGUAUGAUUUAUUAAGCUAUUUAAAAAAGGUUUAUCGAGAUCACUACAUGAAUAGUGGAUUUGUCAAAAGUUACAAAUAUCAUGUUUAGCUUGUAAUAUGCACUAGUUGACAUUUUUUUGUUGUCCAAGAGAGGUGCAUGUGUUGUGUGUAUGCACACAUACGUAUUUGUACAUGUAUAACCUGAUAAUUUAAAAAAUCGUAAAACCAUUGUAGGCCAUGACGUUACUACAAUGAUUUUAAGAUAUGGUAGCUCAGCAUUUUAUUUACAAGGUAAGCAUGCCCAUCUGUUGUAACUACCUAUAGUACUAGAAUAAACCCAAGUUGUAUCUUUUCAUUUUGAAGUAUGUUAAAUUUGAGCUGUACAAUCUUUUUGAAAUAAAUUAACUUCAUGUACAGAUAAGUAUUAA
Messenger RNA from Gigantopelta aegis, 5440 nucleotides. RefSeq lists its product as uncharacterized. Lineage: Eukaryota; Metazoa; Mollusca; Gastropoda; Neomphalida; Peltospiridae. Bases 1082 to 2143 code for a protein of 353 amino acids. The transcript has 4 exons. The record is from RefSeq and is a predicted model, not a curated record.